Molecule: messenger RNA, 1662 nt
Organism: Meira miltonrushii
Lineage: Eukaryota; Fungi; Basidiomycota; Exobasidiomycetes; Exobasidiales; Brachybasidiaceae
Exons: 2
Coding region: 1-1662 (553 amino acids)
Biological process (GO): peptidyl-threonine phosphorylation
Cellular component (GO): cytoplasm
Molecular function (GO): protein serine/threonine kinase activity
Source: RefSeq, a predicted model, not a curated record
AUGAGUCGAGCAGGCGGAGUGUAUGGCAUGUUUGGCAAUGCUGCCAUGGGAGGAGGAACAACGACAGAUUCUGGAGAGCAGGGAGGGUCUGAUGUAUUCGAUGCACAACCAACAACAACCACUGAUCUUUCAGAUUGGACGAUCGAUGCUCCAUCGGAUAAAGCAUUGGAUCUGGUUUUCAUAAUGGACGCAACAGGUUCGAUGGGUUCUUACAUCGCUUCAGCAACAAAGAAUAUCGAAACAAUUUGUGAUAAUAUCAUUCGAUCUGAACAACUAUCAGGUCCAGGCGCUUUACGUUUGGGACUGCUAGCGUACAGAGACCAUCCACCACAGGAUCAUACAUACAUCGUCAAGAAUUUCGGCUUUACACCUGAAGUGAGCGAAAUGAAAUCCAAUCUGAAAACGUUGUACGCAUCUGGCGGUGGUGAUGGUCCUGAAGCUGUAACUGCAGCUUUGCAUUCGCUUUUACAGAUGGAAUGGAGACAGCGUGCAACCAGGAUGGCAGUCUUGAUCGCUGAUGCUCCACCACAUGGAAUUGGCGAAUAUGGUGAUGGAUUCCCUUCUGGAUCGCCUGAUGGGAAUGAUCCUUUGAAGAUUGCUAGAAUCAUGGCAGCAGGUGGAAUACCGCUUUACGUCGUAGCAUGCGAACCUGCUUUGAGCGGAUAUACCUAUGCGGUAGACUUCUUUCAAGCAAUGGUUAGCAUUACCGGUGCUCAACUAUUACCUCUCACAAGUGCAAGUCUAUUGGCUCACGUAAUCAUCGGUGCAGCCGGAGAAGCAAUGGACAUGGAUCGAUUGCAUCGUGAGCUAGGAGAUGCAGUGGCAGAUCGUAUGAAAGCUAUGAGUUUGGAAGGACGUAAUUCAGGCGAUGCAAUUAUGGAUGAAGUUACUCGUGAAUUACAUCAAAGCUUGCAAUUGAGAAAUGAAAAUACAAAACAAUUGCUGAUCGAAUCAAUCUAUCGUGAAAGUGAGGCAUCAAAGCAUAACUUCUCAGUCUUCACACAAGCGCCAGAUUUGGGAACUGCUAGACCAUUACUCAAACGUGUGAUCGGAUCAAGAUUGAGUGAAAAGUACUUACAAACACGUUCAGCCUCUUCUUCCUAUCGCUCUUAUGGCGAUUUCCCUCAUCCAAGAGCUUCAACCGCGACUGCCGUCGUGGCUACGGAUAUCUAUGCUGCCAAACAUCCAGCAUCCGGUUCACCACCGUUGAUUACAUCUUCUUUCGGUUCAGUUUCCCCGAGCAGAAGUCCGCCAACGGGUGGAUCGAGAAAGGUGAUUUCUGAUUUCUCGACGUUUUCCGCUUCGCCCGGAAUGUCUUUUUCCAAUGCAGGAGGUUCACCUUCUUUGGGCGGACAAUCUUCAACUUUUGGAGCUUCUUCUCCUCCGAUGGCCUCGUUCGGAAGUCCACGAACGAAUAACGAUUAUAGAAAUUCUGCUUUUAAUAAUAAUUCGAGCAGAAAUACGUUUGACGAUGAUGAUGAAGAUGAUGAAAAGUUUAACAAGCCAAGCAAACCUUUACCGGUGGAGGUAAACGAAGAUGGAAGUGUUGAAGUUCGCGGAGAUGAUGGACAAAGAUUAGCAUUUAGACAAGGUGCAAUCUCGAUGGAACAAGUUCGUCGUUUAGCCAUGCAAAGUGCUUAUCGUUCAGGGUUGGCCAAUUGA